UUUCAGGUAUGGACGGACUGGAAGAGUGAGGUGAAGAAGAAGUUGGUGCAGAAUAAAGCCGAGGAACGCGCCACUGGUGGAGGACCCUUUUCCAAGAAUACACUGACCCAGACGGAGGAGAGUAUUGUGCGUACUUCCGGAAUUGUGCAAAGUGUUGAAGGUGUCUCAGGAUCAGCACUUGGUCUCGAGGAAGAGUACCUCAUAUCUAGUGACGAUGACAUGCCUUCAACUUCUGCGAAACGUCCACGCCUUCAAUGUCUGCAAGUUCAAAACCCAACAGCGAAGAAAAGCACAAGUGAGCGUCUAAACAAAUUUAUGCAGUUGGAUAUGGAAUGGAAGCAGGACGUCCGAAAUAAAAUGGACGCUAUGUUAAAAAUUCAACAGGAAGGAAAUUAAUCGAAUAGGCUACUAAUUAAUGCCGUUAAUAACUUAACGCAGGAGUUUACGACCUUUAAUGCCAAAAUUAUUGAGUUGCUAGAAAACGUGAAGAGGAGAUUCGGAAUAAUUAUAAGACUUGCUGUCUAAAUAGGUUGUGAACCUUUUUAAUUUCAGAUAUGUACCUUCACAUUUUUAGUACAAAUUAGUUUUAUAAGUAUUCCCAAGAAUGAAUGUUUUAGUUUUCUAUAUUUUUGAACAACACUUUUUUAAAUGUACCAAUGCAUGUAUGUAUAUAAAUAAUACCGAAUUAUUUACUUGUAGGCACAAACUAGCCAGAAUAUGUUUCCGUACGGUGUAUUUUUUAAUAUUUGCAAUAUUUUGUGUACAUUUCUUUCGUCAAUUUUUGCAUCUAAUGGUAUAUAAAAUAAUGAUGCAAAGGUUUUACAAAAUUUAGGAAAACUUGACAAACUUUCAUAAAAAUU
Molecule: messenger RNA, 860 nt
Organism: Rhagoletis zephyria (snowberry fruit fly)
Lineage: Eukaryota; Metazoa; Arthropoda; Insecta; Diptera; Tephritidae
Source: RefSeq, a predicted model, not a curated record